AUGAGCUAUAGUAUAAUAGCUGGUUGGUCUCGAAGUGCCGUGGAAAAAUUUAUAUCCGAGAAUGGUGUAUGGAUGAAUGAAUGUACGUUUGAUCUGGAGAACCGAUUGUUGCUUAAAAAUUCAGGAGAGGGAAUAUAUAAGCUUUGGUAUCACGGGAGAACAGUAGAUACUACUGGUAUGGAUAAAGAGAAUGAAAUCUUGUGUAUAAGUAGAAGUGUAGAAAUGGUUUUGGUGUAA
Debaryomyces hansenii CBS767 is the source of this 237-nucleotide messenger RNA. Its product is annotated as DEHA2G19404p. The record is from RefSeq and is a predicted model, not a curated record. The transcript has a single exon. The coding region runs from base 1 to 237 and encodes 78 amino acids. Lineage: Eukaryota; Fungi; Ascomycota; Pichiomycetes; Serinales; Debaryomycetaceae.